AUGUCUUCAUCAUCGUCAUGUCGCAGACUCUCCAUGCUGCAACAGCACUUGUUUCCUUCCUCUUCUUCAUUGGGAACAGUAGGAAAUUUUAAUCAUCAUGAUCAGUCAACUUGCUCAUUUUCGGAACAUCACGGAUUGGAGGAAUCAAUGAUUGGAUUUAAUGAGACUUCUGCUUCUGUCAAUUCAUCAACAACAAAGAGAAAGGCAGUGAUUGUAUGCGGAGCAAGAACACCUUUUGUAAAGGCAUUUGGUGAUUUGAUGGAGGUGGACUCUAUCGGAUUGGGAGUUUCUGCCGUUGAAGGUCUAUUGAAAAAGUCAAAAUUGGACCCCAAUCUUAUUGAUGAAAUUAUUUGGGGAAAUGUUGUUCUCAACACAAAAGCUCCAAACGUUGCAAGAGAAAUUGUCAUUGACUUGAACUUGCCAAAGAAAAUUACAGGUGUGACUGUCAGCAGAGCUUGUUUGUCUGGUUUGGAAGCAAUUUUGCAAGGCAUUCGGUUGAUUGAACAUGGACAAGCUGAAGUUGUUGUUGCUGGUGGGUCAGACUCAAUGUCCAACGGAGAAAUGGCUCUUCCAAGAAAUCUCACAUUGGCCUUGGGUAAAUACAAUUACGGAAAAGAUAAGGGAACUAUGAAGGGGUUGAUCCAAUUGUUUAAGGACGCUGGAUCUCCAUUGAGCUGGAUACCAACUCCACCUGCCAUUGCUGAAAGAUCUACCGGUAAGACUAUGGGAUAUCAUGCAGACAUGAUGGCAGAUCUCAAUAAGGUAACCAGAAAUACUCAAGACGAAUUUGCAGCACAAUCUCACAAAAACGCAGCCAAAGCAAGACGUGAAGGAAAAUUAGAUGAAGAAAUUGUUCCCGUUCGAUUGAAGAAUGGUAAAGUCAUUUCCAGAGAUAACCUCAUUCGUGAGGAUAGUGAUGCAUCCAAGAUGAGCAAAUUGAAGCCAGUCUUCAGAAAGACCGGAACUGUGACAGCUGCCUCUUCAUCCCCUCUGACUGAUGGAGCCAGUUGUGUACUUGUCAUGAGCGAGGAAAAGGCCAGAGAAUUGGGAUAUCCUGUUGACAUUAGAAUUUCAUCGUAUGCCACAACUGCAGUUGAUCCAUACCCACAACUUUUACUUGCUCCAGUUUUGGCAUUCCCAAAGGUUUUGGAUGGUGCUGGUAUUACUUUGGAUCAAGUGGAUUUAUUUGAAAUUCACGAAGCUUUUGCUGCUCAAGUGUUGUCCACUACAGCAUGUCUUGCAAGUGAUGAAUUUUGUCAAAAGAGGCUUGGUAGAAGUAAGGCCAUUGGAGUCAUUCCUCCAGAAAAGUUGAAUAUUAAUGGUUCCUCAAUUGCCAUUGGACAUCCUUUCAGUGCAACAGGUGGAAGAUUGGUCACUUCAGCCAUGAACGAAUUGAGGAGAACUGGAAAAAAGUAUGCCAUUCUCUCAGUUUGUGCUGCUGGAGGUCUUGGAGGUGUCGCGUUAGUGGAACGAGUGAGUGACAAUAACAAGCAAUAG
Naegleria lovaniensis is the source of this 1497-nucleotide messenger RNA. RefSeq lists its product as uncharacterized. The record is from RefSeq and is a predicted model, not a curated record. Gene Ontology annotation, molecular function: acyltransferase activity, transferring groups other than amino-acyl groups. The coding region runs from base 1 to 1497 and encodes 498 amino acids. The transcript is spliced from 4 exons. Gene Ontology annotation, cellular component: cytosol. Lineage: Eukaryota; Heterolobosea; Eutetramitea; Acrasida; Naegleriidae.